Messenger RNA from Penicillium macrosclerotiorum, 1176 nucleotides. RefSeq lists its product as uncharacterized. The transcript has a single exon. The record is from RefSeq and is a predicted model, not a curated record. The coding region runs from base 1 to 1176 and encodes 391 amino acids. Lineage: Eukaryota; Fungi; Ascomycota; Eurotiomycetes; Eurotiales; Aspergillaceae.
AUGCAUGCUGAACAGGACUACACCUCUUUCUCAGCAUGUACCGAGCUUCCAAAACGUGGCUUCACUGUAUUUUGUGCCAAUAAUGAUGCAAGUAAGAGCGGAUAUAUGUCAGACCUCAACUUCGAAGACAUGAUGACGGAAGUGAAUCAGGGCAUGGCAUAUCUUCGCAACCUGACCGAUAUUGACAAAAUUGUCAUUCUGGGCCACAGUGGCGGCGGUGCGAUGAUGUCUCAAUACCAGAAUAUCGCUGAAAAUGGUGUUGUAGCAUGCCGUGGAUCGGAGAAGAUUUAUCAAUGCUCCGAUGCAAUGGCCGACUUGGAGCCUGCAGACGGCCUUAUGUUACUUGACGCCAACUAUGGACUCUCUACCAUGGCAUUUUUGAGCCUCAAUCCAGCUGUCAUCAGCGAAACUUCUGGUUUGAAGAUCAAUCAGUCUUUAAGUCUCUUCAACACCGCCAACGGAUUUGUCAACAAUACACGGUCUCACUACACGGCUGCAUUCAGAAAAUUAUUCCAGAGCAACAUCGUUGCCCGAAACAAUCGCAUUAUCAAAUAUGCGCAGGAGCGACUUGAGGAAAUUGAAGCUGGCAAUGGGGCAUUUGGCGAUGAUGAGCCUCUGACUAUUCCUGCAUCCCUUUACAUUGGUUUCAAUAAUCAAUUCUUCGCUCAGGAUACCCGAUAUCUCGCACAUACCUCUCAUGCCUGGCCACUCCUACACAAAAAUGGGACAACCACUCAGAUCGUCCCGUCUGUACGAGUGCCAAGCAAUUUUGUGGACUACUCAGAUAACUAUCAAAGCGGUGCCCUUAAGACGACCGUUAAGCGGUAUCUAUCGACAUUCGCUAUCCGCGUAGGUGAGGGCUUUUCAUACCAGGCUGAUGGACUAGACGGAAUUGACUACAGCUCGAGUCAAAUGAUCCCGGUCGCCGCAAUCAAGGGAGUCAGGGUUCCUCUUCUGACAAUGGGGAUGACGGGCCACUGGGAGUACUUGAACGCGGAGAAAAUCCAUCUUAACGCCGUUAGCAAUGAUACCUCUAUUGCGUUUGUCGAAGGUGCGCAGCACACUAUUGAUACUUGCACUGCUUGUGAAUCCUAUCCUGGAGAGUUUGGAAACACUCUCGUCACUGCUUAUAAUUAUGUUGAAAGCUGGUUGGCUAAAGAAGGGCGAUUUCUCUGA